GUUUAAUUUUGUUAACCAAUCCAAACUAGUGCAUUAGUGUAAAAAAGUGAAUUUUCCUCCCUGAACGAGCAAAUAUUUACAAAAUGGACGACAAGGAUUUUCAAGUGUCUUCAGAAAUAUUCGAAGAAAACGACUAUGUUGUAGUUACAAAAAAACCAAUUCUAAGUGAAAAUAACGUUGUUUCCAAAUUCAAUUUCUACCGGCCUCGGUGCGGCUUAGCGAUCGAUGCAGACGGAGAUUUGAAUGUUCUUCGAAGGAAUCCGAGAACUCCGCCCUCGCCGACGGACUUUAUCGAAAUAGAGCACAAAAAGAGCACCGUUUUAGGCAUGGUGGGAUUGCAAGUAUGGCGAGGGGCUUUUCUUUUGGCCGAUUGGUUGAUGCAUUAUCACGAAACAAUACCGAAGGGAUCGUACGUUUUGGAAUUAGGAUCAGGAGUAGGAUUUACCAGUAUUGUUGCUUCUAUGUUUUUCCCCGUUAUUUGUACAGAUGUAAAUAGAGGCGACAUACUGCGGCUGAUCGAAUGCAACGUGCACAGGAACGAGAAUCACGUGAAGAAUCCCAUCGAAGUGCUCGAAUUGGAUUUCACGUCGGAUCGCCUCCCCGAGGAAAUCGUGAAACACCUGCCGAACGUCGGCGUUAUUAUAGCGGCAGACACCGUGUACGACGACAGCCUUACGGAAGCUUUCAUCCGUACAAUACAAAGGUUAUUAUCAACGACUCGAGCACAGAGCAGCGUCUACGUGGCGUUGGAAAAGCGAUACGUUUUCACUGUAGCCGACUGCGACACGGUCGCUCCCUGCUACGAUUAUUAUCUGGAAUGUUUGGAAAAAUUGACGAACGUCAAGUGCGAGCCGGUCCCUUUGACGUUUCCGCAGUAUUUCCAGUACCAGAGGGCCAAAGAGCUGGUAUUGUGGAAGGUGACGGCUCUCUGAUCCCCGUCCCCGACGAUGGAAUUUUACUUUAGGUAAUCUACUUAUUUAUUAAAUGUAUUUAAUUUCUAUACUGUUUGUCGUUUAAUGAUGUACAAAUUACAUGUUCAAACAGUAUUUUCCGGAGAUACUUACCUAAUUACGUGUAAUAUUUGGAAACUCGAGUAAAG
This is a messenger RNA of Phyllotreta striolata, 1099 nucleotides long. NCBI's taxonomy places the organism in Eukaryota, Metazoa, Arthropoda, Insecta, Coleoptera, Chrysomelidae. The record is from the annotation of a GenBank genome assembly.